Fraxinus pennsylvanica is the source of this 1059-nucleotide messenger RNA. Lineage: Eukaryota; Viridiplantae; Streptophyta; Magnoliopsida; Lamiales; Oleaceae. The record is from the annotation of a GenBank genome assembly.
AUGUGGAGUAACCUUCCCUUUGAUCUCCUAUCUAACAUCUUCUCCUACCUUUCGCCGGACUCCUUCGCAAGAGCCAAGGCCGUCUGCCGGAAUUGGCACACAUGCACCACCACCACGGUGGCUCCGCCCCUGCUGCGCCACCCAGCAUGGUUCAUAGCUUGGCCAAUUCGCCACCGUGGCCUCUCCUGCUAUGCCCAAAACCCAAUUGACAACAACUGGCACGCGCUAUCUCUCGACUUCAUGCCUAGCACCGUUCGCCCCGUUGCUGCAAUUGGUGGGCUUGUUCUACUGAAAUUUACCAACACCACCGCCCUCCAUUUAGCGGUGUGCAACCCCUUCACCAGGCAAUUCCGGCUGCUCCCGCCGCUGAAUUUGGCAAGAACCAAUGCGGCAGUUGGCGUAGUUGAAAUUCAUUCAAGCUAUCAUCAAGUUUAUGUGGCUGGGGGUAUGUCUGAGGCACCUGGGGGCGGUGCCAUUUACCAGCCCACAGUAGAAAUGUACGAUUCCCAUCACGAAACCUGGGAAAUUAUUAGUUCAAUGCCAGUUGAAUUUGCUGUGAGAUUAACCGUGUGGACACCCAAUGAAAGUGUAUACUCAAAGGGAAUGCUAUAUUGGAUUACUUCUGCAAGGGCAUAUAGUAUAAUGGGAUUCCAAAUUGGGACUAAAAAAUGGACAGAAUUGAGCGUGCCAAUGGCAGAUAGGCUUGAAUUCGCGGCAUUGGUUCCAAGAAAUGGGAAUUUGGCUCUUGUUGGAGGCACAUAUAGUGGAAAUGUUUGCACAUGGGAGCUUGGGGAUGACGAUAAUUGGGGGAUUGUUGAGAAAGUUCCGUCUGAAUUGGGAUCGAGAUUUCCCGAUUGGGGUACUGCAAAAUGUGUUGGGAUAAAUGGCGCCGUGUGCUUGUAUAGAGAUGUUGGUUCGGGAAUGAUUGUUCGGAGGGAGAUUUUGAACAAGGGUCGAUGGGAAUGGCGGUGGAUUGAAGGAUGUUGUUCGAUAAGAAGAAAGAACAUUCAGAAUUUUUCGAUUAAAGGACUACUUCUGCAUCCGAAUCUUUUCGAUUAA